GAUAAGCAGUGGUCUCCCCGCCAACGCAGCCUCUUGUUUAGUUGCCUACUUGGAGACUGGCCUUGAUGGAAAUCAAGGCAGGAUUGCGACAUCUGGAAACCCAGAUAUACGUAUAAGGGCCUCGAAGAAACAGACGCCCACGCACACAAUCACACACACAAACACAUACAAACAUACAGAUAUCUCUACAGUCCACCUUCCAUCUGACUCUGGGGAAUAAUGUUACUCACACACUCCCAGGUCUCGAUCGCCGCAUCAUCCAGCAUCGUCCUCUUCUUCACAGCCGCCCUCUUCCUAAGCGGCUUCGCAAUCCAGCAGCGCACCCUCCGCGACCUCCGCGCAGCAAUCAAGCCCGCCCCGCGCCCCUCGCCGGGCACGGGGAUCUUCCUGCCUGACCGCUUCAAGCAGGACGUGACGGAGCUCGCGGACGGGACCGUCGUCAUCGCCGUCGACAACAACAACAACAGCAACGGAAAGAGCGGGCCUGUGGUGGAGGUGCGGCCUUCGGUGCCGGAGGAGGAGGGGGUGACGUCUGGGGAGGGGGAGAGGAAGGGGGUGGAGAAGGAGAAGGAGAAGGGGGCCGGCGGGUCGGUCGGGGGGGAGAAGAGGCCGAAGCAGAAGCCGGUCAGUAGGGCCGAGAGGCGGAGGCGGAUCAAGGAGGAGCUGCGGGUGAUGACUGAGGGGAACACUCCUGCGUAUUACCAGCGGCGGCUGUGGUGAUUCGUCUUGCUUGGGCGGGGAGGGUUUUCUUGUUUCUGCAUUGUUUGUUUUAUGGGAUAUACGUCAGGGGCUCCGGGGGGGCUGGACUGGUAGAAUCUGGGCAAGGCAACGAUGGGGGGAGGAUAUUUGCUGGUUGGGUUGGCGUUUUGCAUCUUGUUCAGGACGCUGUUCCGCUGGUCAUGUCGCCGGGGGGAAACCACGCGUCGUCUAAAAAGGGAGGGUGCCAUGUAUAUGACUGAUGAUGCUUCUUGGUUUUACACGCUACGCUAUGAAGUUACAACCUGACCCAACCCAAUUCAUAAACACCGCCGAGACCGUUC
This is a messenger RNA of Phialemonium atrogriseum, 1040 nucleotides long. RefSeq lists its product as uncharacterized. The record is from RefSeq and is a predicted model, not a curated record. NCBI's taxonomy places the organism in Eukaryota, Fungi, Ascomycota, Sordariomycetes, Cephalothecales, Cephalothecaceae. The transcript is spliced from 2 exons. Bases 220 to 720 code for a protein of 166 amino acids.